Schistocerca gregaria is the source of this 1400-nucleotide messenger RNA. RefSeq lists its product as uncharacterized. The record is from RefSeq and is a predicted model, not a curated record. NCBI's taxonomy places the organism in Eukaryota, Metazoa, Arthropoda, Insecta, Orthoptera, Acrididae. Bases 118 to 1179 code for a protein of 353 amino acids. The transcript has 4 exons.
CAAAGAGUCAAUGUAGUUCGUGUGAUGCAGACUCUUUGUUAAUAUAUUGCUGGUUAUGUUUUUCAGUUGUUUUGGUCUUGUUUCGUUGCAUGAUACAAGGGUACUCAAUUAAUUUCAAUGAGCUGGCCAUCAUUUGAGGCUUCAAUCAGCAUUGGGCAAGCGGGGAAUAUAAUCAGUGACAUGUGGGGCGACGACACCCAAGUGCAGAAGGGGCCCAUCACCUUCUCCUUGAUGAGGAAGCGGCAGUCUCGCGCCGCGGUGGAGCUGCGGGCGUACCGCCCGCUGGGCGACAUGUCUGCGCGCCACGCGGAGACGGCGUGGUUGGUGCUGCGGGGAUAUCUCGACUCGUUGCUCUGCGAGGAGAAGCUGACGGCCGUGCCCAAGCUGCCGCUGGCCACCGACGCCGCCGCCGAGUCCAACGACGCCGGCGUCGACGCCGGUUUCAACGUGGGCUCCGUCUUCGUGAAGACGUCGCAGACGGGCGGCCGCGGCCGCCGCAGGCGCACCUACCAGGAGAUCGGCAACAUCGCCGACGUACUGGACGAGGCCUACACCGACGUCCCUUGGUGCGACGCUGCUGCCCGCAAGCCUGCGCCGCUGCCGGUGGAACGCCCGGUGACGGUGGAGGUGGUGGUGAGGGACCCCGGCACGGGCCGCGACAGCCUAUGCCUCCUGCUGCGGGACCUGUCGCUGCGCUGUCUCACUGUGCCCGGCCGCGGGCUGCUCUCCUUCAAGAAGGCGGCGCUAAGGGGCGCCUCCACCGUCUACCUCGUCACCAGGACGCUGGCCGCCGCCGAGGUCGAGAUGCGCAUCAGCAUCAGGGACCGCGAGAGGGUGCUGUACCAAGGGACGCCCACACCAGUGGGUAUUAAGUACCGCAAAAUUCGCCUCGACCGGCGCGGUCGGCUAAUGCACCCACGGAACACCGUAGUUUCGAUGCGCUAUGCAACGUGGGUCCCGAAGGGGGUGGCGAGAGAAGAGGAAAGUGAGGAGAAGGAGCAACCAACGGAAGUUCCGGCGGAGCGCGAACAAGAGGUGAAAGAUGCCACCACGAGAGAGGUGGAUCUGACGGCGAGCAGGCAGGGCCAAGAGGUUCUCACGGAGAAGUCUGCCACGGUCGUCUCGGAAACGGGAAGCGCUGGGGAGCCCAAGCCACUGGCCAUUCUCACCCCCUUGUGACCUCAUUCUGUACCUGAUACAAUUUAACGAAAUUGCUCAUUCUGGUCAUCCACGACUUUCAGUAAAUUUAUAUAUUACGUGUCUUGUACCGUUUACGUAUUCUCGCCUGUAAACAAAACCUAAGAGGUGGCAGUUAUAACUCAGUAGUUUUUUCUUAAGCCAUCGCACUGUAUUGCACUGGUUUCUUGAAAUAAAGGUUGAAGAGAGAAUCAGCAAACUUC